Messenger RNA from Lucilia cuprina (Australian sheep blowfly), 1125 nucleotides. Its product is annotated as vacuolar protein sorting-associated protein 26C. The coding region runs from base 63 to 1016 and encodes 317 amino acids. Gene Ontology annotation, cellular component: endosome. The transcript has 3 exons. The record is from RefSeq and is a predicted model, not a curated record. Lineage: Eukaryota; Metazoa; Arthropoda; Insecta; Diptera; Calliphoridae. Gene Ontology annotation, biological process: intracellular protein transport.
ACAACACAGCUGGGAAAUAUUUUGCACUUAGAAAAUCUUACAUUUUUGCAAUUAUUUGUGAAAUGGCUUCAAUAAACUUUGAAAUUAAAUUAAAACGAGAAAAUAAAAUAUAUUAUGAAGGUGAACUAUUAACCGGUUGUGUUCAAUUCACUUGUCCCUCGGAGGCCAAACAUGAUGGUAUCACUUUAACGCUAGAGGGUGUGGUAAAUCUACAGUUAAGCAAUAGUAAAUCUGUGGGCUUACUAGAUGCUUUCUAUAAUUCCGUUAAACCGAUUACUCUGUUCAAUUCGGUCUAUGAGUUAUCAACUCCUGGUAAACUUUCUUCGGGUGUCUCAGAAUUCCAUUUUGAAUUUCCUUUACAGUGUAAAAAAGAACCACGUAUAUUAUAUGAAACCUAUCAUGGCGUUUUUAUUAGCAUCAAUUAUCAACUUAAAUGUGAUGUAAAGCGCAGUUUUUUAGCCAAGUCUUUGCAAAAGACACAACAGUUUUGCAUACAAUAUAAACCACCGGCCGAGGACAGUGUUAAAUUACCUUCGAAAGAGGUCAACUUUAGUAUAAGUCCCGAAAGUUUACAGAAAAAUACCAAGGAACGUAUAACUAUGCCCAGAUUUUUAAUUACGGGUAAAUUGGAACGCACUGAAUUUUGUAUAACACAGCCUUUGAAGGGUCAACUGACAAUACAACACACAGAGGCAGCCAUUAAAUCAAUUGAAUUGCAAUUGGUACGUGUUGAAACAUGUGGUUGUAAUGAAGGUUAUUCUAAGGAUGCUACCGAAAUACAAACUAUACAAAUAGCUGAUGGCAAUAUUUGCCCGAAAUUGGAAAUACCUAUUUACAUGAUUUUACCAAGGCUCUUUACUUGUCCCACUUUAAUAACAAAGAAUUUUAAAAUUGAAUUUGAAUUGAAUUUGGUAAUUGUCUUCAAAGAUGACUAUAUUAUAAGUGAAAACUUUCCCAUAGUAUUAAAACGUUUGCAUGCACCUCCUGGAGUUAAAGUCUUAAAUCGUGGAGCAUAAAUUUAAGUUAUUUUUAUUUUUAAUAUACAUACUAAUUCUAUUGUUAAGUAUUAAGAUAAUAUAUAAUAUUAUUAACCAAAAAUAAAACUACUUAUUGUAAUUUAUCAUA